Molecule: messenger RNA, 765 nt
Organism: Colletotrichum fioriniae
Lineage: Eukaryota; Fungi; Ascomycota; Sordariomycetes; Glomerellales; Glomerellaceae
Source: RefSeq, a predicted model, not a curated record
AUGGCUGGGGAGGGCAAGUACUUCUCCGCUCCUACGAAGUCGAACGAAAACCGGUUGCAGUUCGCAACAUCGAACGGUCAGGUCAACAUUUUCAGGUUCAUCAGACCCGACGAAGGCCCUGGUGUCCUCUCCAAUGGGGAGGAGUGCAAACUUCUGCUUAGCCGCAUGAAGGCACAUACCGAGUGCCACCAAGGUGAGAAUAAGGACCACGGAAUCGAAAUGGGAUAUCGGUACAACGGAUCGCCUGUCAUCCUUCAGAACGAAGCUGAAGAAGAGGAACAGGAGCCAUCUUGGAAUCCAAGAACAUUUGUGCCAUCUUCAUGGUCCGGUGGACGUGCUCCUCAUGUCUACCUUAAGGAUGGCAAAACCAGUAUUUUCGACCUGUUUGGAGCAGAAUUUUCAAUCAUUGACUUCACAGAAGCUGGGACUUGGAGUCAAGAGUUUGAGGCUACAGCUGGAAUGCUCAAUAUCCCACUGAAGAAGAUUCAUUUGCCCGAAGAAGCCCAAGCUAGGAAAGUAUGGAGUAGGGACGCGGUUCUCAUUCGUCCUGAUGAUCACAUAGCCUGGAGGUCAUCACUCGACGGGAAGAGACCGGAUGUCAGAGCAGUUCUAGAGAUUGCAUCAGGGAAGCAACGGAAGACACAGGCGAAAGAAGACUGCGGAUCUUCUUAUGCAUUGGAGGGCAUCAAACAGCAUGGAUUUACAUCAACCUUGGGCAACGUCGCAGACAACAGAACUGACCUCCUUGCCCAGUUUCAGCACUAA